AUGCCAAGAUCAUUCGUGAUUCACACAGGCGUUCGAGCGAGCGAGAGAGAACCACCUCUGGUUGGUACUGAUCCUACGCUUGCUAUGCUUGCGUACGUAACGAACACACCGAGAAGAACAUCAGAGAAGCAAACGACAAAAUCGAGCAACUUUUCUCCGACUUGUCUUGUUUGCUAUUGCCCGAUGUUCUCGUCGUCAUAUUCAUCCAAGCGAUGUGUUGAAAUGUCCCCUAAUUCUUGUGAGAGCAGUGUAUUUAUGCGAAACGUUCAAACUUUCAAGGAAGAUUAACUCUUCGCUUCACUUCGUCGUAAAACUUCGUUGUAAAAUGUACAUAGACACUGUGUUCUUUCGUAACGAGCAAAACAAACCGUACGUGUCACACCUGUAUAUCCCGAGGAUUUUGUAGCUUUAAACUAAACCCGCGAGUGCGUGUAAACAGGCGCGGUUUAUCACCAAUGGUAAAUUACAGUGUAACUACAAACACGAUCUUCGAACGAAGAUCUGAAUUGUUUGUCGGUAAAAGAGAAUACCGACCGAGUGACUUAUGUUGCGUUCAUCAACCUUGAACAUGUCCGUCAUUUGCGUCUUUUGAGAAUAAAGUUAAACAGAUAUUUGCCAAUGUAAUUUGAAUCUAGUUAAUAUUAUUCCAAGGUUACGUUGUUGCGGACCGUUUCUAUCUCUGUUGUUGCGUAUCGCGAAAUUUUCAAUGACGAAACUCGCGUCAAUUUUCAAUGUUGAAAAUUAAAUUCAUCCCUCUGAAACGCGUUUCUUGAUAAAAGGAUAAAGGGAAAUCUUUUUCAAAAACAACGGUGUUACCUACGUGUGCGUCAGAGAUUUCUCGAUGAUCACACGUAGCAUGUGAAAGCAAAUACCUAUAUGCAUACACACAUACAUACAUGC
Messenger RNA from Heterotrigona itama, 900 nucleotides. NCBI's taxonomy places the organism in Eukaryota, Metazoa, Arthropoda, Insecta, Hymenoptera, Apidae. The record is from the annotation of a GenBank genome assembly.